ACGUGGGUUGGGCGUACCUGGCCAUUGUUAAUGAAUGUCUAGUGAGAGAGGGUGGCCGCAGCAUUCGGGCGCGCAAUCCUGCAGCACCAGAGAGCAAAUCUCUUCAGCCCCGAGCGUGGAGAGGACGCGCGCUGUCAGUGGCGGUGGGAGCCAACAUUGACGCUUGCUUGAUUAAGGACGCGCUCAGGCGUGGGAAUUUGACGGCGUGCGCGAUGAGGGUGUCUCUCGUGGACGCGGCGCACGUGCGGACCCGCUAGCGGACAAGGCGCGGACAUGCGGGUGUUGGGCUGGAGCGUGCUGUGGGCUCUGGCUGCGGCCCUGCGAGCCCAGAACGACACGGAGCCCGUCGUGCUGGAGGGCAAGUGUCUGGUGGUGUGCGACUCCAACCCGGCCGCCGACUGGCGGACGUCCAACUCGCCGCUCGGCAUCUCGGUGCGCGCCGCCAACUCCAAGGUGGCUUUCUCGGCGGUGAGGAGCAACAACCACGAACCCUCCGAGAUGAGCAACAAAACCAGGAUCAUCUACUUCGACCAGGUUCUCGUAAAUAUUGGAAACUUCUUCACAUUUGAGUCCGUCUUUUUGUCCCCAAGAAAAGGAGUCUACAGUUUUAACUUCCAUGUCAUUAAAGUGUACCAGAGUCAGACCAUACAGGUGAACCUAAUGUUAAAUGGGAGGCCUGUCAUCUCAGCCUUCGCGGGGGACAAGGAUGUAACCCGCGAGGCUGCCACAAACGGAGUUCUGCUCUAUCUGGAAAAGGAGGACAAAGUCUACCUGAAAUUGGAGAAGGGCAACCUGGUCGGGGGAUGGCAGUACUCGACAUUUUCUGGCUUUCUCGUCUUUCCGCUGUGAAAAUUAAGAAAAGAACAACAGUUUGUAAAUUGACUGACUCUUCUUUCGUGAUGUGUCAUUGCUGUAUAAAACAAAACAUGA
This is a messenger RNA of Phycodurus eques (leafy seadragon), 930 nucleotides long. RefSeq names its product cerebellin 4 precursor (gene cbln4). Gene Ontology annotation, molecular function: protein binding. NCBI's taxonomy places the organism in Eukaryota, Metazoa, Chordata, Actinopteri, Syngnathiformes, Syngnathidae. The record is from RefSeq and is a predicted model, not a curated record.